This is a messenger RNA of Trichobilharzia regenti, 411 nucleotides long. The record is from the annotation of a GenBank genome assembly. NCBI's taxonomy places the organism in Eukaryota, Metazoa, Platyhelminthes, Trematoda, Strigeidida, Schistosomatidae.
AUGUUCCGUUUGUUGUGUUUAUUACUGAUCAGUGUCAUAUCUUGUACCAUCGUAGAAGGGGAAAGAAUCAUCAUUGUAAUACCACCCCCCAUACAAAUAGCGGUUCGCAACACUGAAAAAGACGAGGAAAAACCGACUACAAGUGAUAAAGACCAACCAACAAAGACCAAUGCAAGUAAUGCAACCGAAUCAACAAAAGUGGAGCAGACUCCUGCUCCACCAAAGAAAGAACCUGAAUUGAUUAUGAAGGAUGGUAUAUUAUACGCACAUGAUCCAUUAAGUGAAUCGGUUUCAGAAAACGAGUAUGACAGUUCAUAUUUCAGACGUAAUGGAGCUCAAAGAAUUCAUGGGGGAUUCAUCUAUUACGCAACGAUUCUUACGUUCACAUUCAAGUGUCUUGUUCACCUUUGA